GUUAUUAGUAGUUUUUCACCUUUCCCAAACUUUCACUUCUUUUACUUUCUUUCCUCUCUGAUUCUGUGAUCCAUUUCUCUCUCUCUCUCUCUCUCUCGCUCUACAAGGAAUCUUUGUCCUUUUUCUCUCCAAUGGCGGAAAGCUCCGCUCUGUGCUUCUCGCCCUUGGCCUCGAUCCCAUCGAUUUCUCGCUUCUCUUCGCUCUCCGCAUUCACUUCCUCUCACAAAUCCUCAAUUUCUCAUUCUCCUCGUCCCUCUCGUCCUCUACGUUUAUCUGUCAAAGCUUCUUCAGAUUCCGGCAACUUUUUCGCCGACGAUUCAUUCGGCUUCUUCCCUUGGAGCCAAGGUGAUAGCGAAAUUGAAUGGGUUCCUGAGGAGAGGAUAACGUUGUUCACUGCUGAUGGGCUUAUUCAGAUUGGAGGCUCCCUAGUCCCUCAACGUGUCUCUUCUUCAGAGAAGCAAGGGAGAUCAAGAACUUCUCAGAGAUUUCAACGCUUUCAAGAAAGCGAUUACAUGGAUCCAGAGCAGGGCCUUUGUCUGGGUGCACUCUUUGAUAUUGCGGCAACAAAUGGACUUGAUAUGGGCAGAAGACUCUGUAUUAUUGGGUUUUGCCGUUCCAUUGAGAUGCUGAGUGAUGUUGUGGAGGACACUGUCUUGGAGCAUGGUGGGGAGAUUGUUACUGCGGAGAAGGCAACCAAAGGCGGUUUGCAUGAGAAGCUAACCAUGACGGUUGCAGUGCCAUUACUUUGGGGGGUUCCUCCUGCAUCUGAAACACUUCACCUUGCAGUUCAGAGUGGUGGAGGGAUUGUGGAUAAGGUUUAUUGGCAAUGGGAUUUUUUGUAGAUGCAUAAUUGAAUUCUUCUAACCAUCAUUAAUGCAUUCUUGUACAUAAAUUUGUUAUGUUCCUAUGUACAAAACCCCAAAUUCAAUGAUUAUAUACCUGUCAAUAUCUAAUUGAUUACUAAA
Messenger RNA from Quercus robur (English oak), 965 nucleotides. RefSeq lists its product as uncharacterized. The transcript has 5 exons. The coding region runs from base 132 to 842 and encodes 236 amino acids. Lineage: Eukaryota; Viridiplantae; Streptophyta; Magnoliopsida; Fagales; Fagaceae. The record is from RefSeq and is a predicted model, not a curated record.